GGGGGGGGACCCGCCCAAGUUUGGGUAUAAGUCGGUUGCACCUCGAAAGCUCGUUCUUCAUUGAAUCCAUCAAACGAAUGUAACAACAUGGGACACUUAGAGAGGGUAACGAAAGUUGCAGUAACGCAAGCAGAGCCGGAAUGGUUGGACCUUGAGAAAGCUGUAGAGAAAACCUGUCGGCUUAUAGUGGAAGCAGCUACGAAUGGAGCAAAGCUCAUUACUUUCCCCGAAUGCUGGAUACCUGGGUACCCAGCUUGGAUCUGGACCCGCCCUGUUGAUUUCGAGUUGUCUACAGUAUACAUUAAAAACUCGUUGAAAAUCGACUCUCCUCAGAUGGCACGAAUUUGUGCAUGUGCAGCUAAAAACAACAUCACUGUGUCAAUUGGAUUCUCAGAAAAUGACAACAACUCUCUCUAUAUUUCUCAGGCAAUUAUAAGGAAUGACGGCGAUAUUAUAAUGACAAGAAGAAAACUAAAGCCUACUCAUAUGGAGAGGACCACAUUUGGAGAGGCAUCUGGAAAUUGCCUGAAGAAUGUAGCAGAAGUUCCAGGUAUUGGUAGGAUUGGUGCUUUGGCAUGCUGGGAGCAUGCUCAACCACUAUUGAAGUACAAUACAAUACUUCAGAAAGAAGAUCUUCAUGUGGCUGCUUGGCCACCCGUUUUUGAGCAUGACGGGGGUCUGGGACUUUGGUCAAUGUCUAAGGAGGGCACCCAGAAUUUAUCACAAACAUACGCAAUCGAAUCUCAAGCAUUCGUUCUUCACACAACAGCUGUUUUGACUCAAAAGGGCAUUGAUAGAAUGAACACGAGCGCCGGCGCUUUAAUGAACACCUCUGGGGGAGGAAGUUCAGCAAUCUUUGGUCCCGACGGUCGAAAGCUUUCUACGGACAUUCCAGAGGCUACAGAGGGUAUAAUUUAUGCGGACUUACAUCUAGAUGACAUACUUAAGUGCAAAACGUUCAUAGAUGUCGGUGGCCAUUACAGUCGCCCUGAUAUGCUGUGGCUUGGCGUCGAUGAUAGAGAAAAGAAACAUUCUCGGAAUCAGGAAGAUUGAAUUGAGACUAUUUGCAAAGAAUGUGGAGAGUAUGUUCUUCAAGUGGAAUCUUUUUAUGAGAUUAUUGAGCGUGUCUAGUUGUACUAGCGAGUAUAAUGGCUUUUCAAUAUCUGUUGAUAUUACCUCGGUGGUGAUUACGACGUCUUGGUGAUAGGCACAUGGUUUAAUGUAUUGUAUUGCAUCUUCUAUCUAUUCAAGGUUUGGAGCUACGAGAGCUAUAUGCAAUACGCUCGUCCGCUAGCGCGCCAGUGCACUCACUUGUACAUAUUGACGCAUGUCGCA
Botrytis cinerea B05.10 is the source of this 1335-nucleotide messenger RNA. RefSeq lists its product as hypothetical. The record is from RefSeq and is a predicted model, not a curated record. The transcript has 3 exons. Gene Ontology annotation, molecular function: catalytic activity. NCBI's taxonomy places the organism in Eukaryota, Fungi, Ascomycota, Leotiomycetes, Helotiales, Sclerotiniaceae. The coding region runs from base 88 to 1053 and encodes 321 amino acids.